GUGGGUCGUAUAUUGACUUCGUACCACCGCAUUCAGACUCUUGCCUCUACUGGUUCACCCAUCAGCAAGAUCGCCGCCCGAUCGCACAGCCUAGUUGAUUCGGCUACCUGCGACACUCGUUUGAAUCGGUCUACUCGUUUCGUCUCUGAUCCGCUCCAAGAUCGAGAACGAAUUGCUGCAGAAGCAGUUCGCGUUCCCAGGGAAUCUAUUCCGCGGAAGCGUCAGCGGUCCGAUAGCAGUCCGGAUCCGGAUGUGGAUAAUUCAUCCACAUCGAGGUCUUCGGCUUCUCUAUCGACCCCCGGUACAAACAAAAGAACGACUCGACAAGUCCGUCAAGACAACAAUAGUCAUUCACCAGGCAUGAUCCCGAAGACCGCCAGAUCUACCCACGAUAGCCUAUAUAGGGAGCUACGGAGAAAGUUGACUCCUACUGAUCAAAAAGGCUUCAUAGGAGGCUACAAGAUUGGAUGGACGACUCGAGUAUUCAGAGAACGUAUCGUCGAACAUGAGAAGGGCUGCAACUUCACAGCUGAUAUAAUUCACGUCUCGGAUCACGAGAUUGAAAACUGUUCUCGCCUGGAAAAGCUUGUGCAUACUGAUCUGGAAAGCCAUUGCGUGCCGAUUCAAUGCGACAAACAUAAAUCGGUACACAAGGAAUGGUUUCAGGUUACUGAAGAGAUGGCAGUCGGGACCGUGAAGAAAUGGGAAAAAUUCAUGCAUCGAGAAAGACCAUAUGGCUGGAACAGACAGCUAAAGAUCGUAUGGGAGUACCUCCUCGAGACAAGAGCGCCUACAUCUCUCGACGUACGUACAUUGGCACAUGAUGCUCGUCAAGAGCAUUGGGAGAGAAUAAUUGCGCCGCCAACAACGGACGACUACCUUCAAGCUUACCGAGUUCGCAUUCAACUGUUGCUGAAAAACCUCUUCUGCAACCUAUGCGAUAUCUGGUUGUGCGUACAGAAGUUCUUCUGGCCAAUUUCCAGCUUGAUCUACGGCAUGAUCACAUUAGUCUUGGCUCGAAACCUCCUGGCAUUCUAUGCGUUCGUGUUCGUGCUUGUAUGCGCCAGUAUACAUGUCAUGUCUCAUGUAACUCUGAGUCCUCCAAAGCGAAAGUCUCGGACGCCUAAGAAGAUGAAUGCAGUAGCUAGUCCGCUGUACGGGUAG
Molecule: messenger RNA, 1164 nt
Organism: Alternaria burnsii
Lineage: Eukaryota; Fungi; Ascomycota; Dothideomycetes; Pleosporales; Pleosporaceae
Exons: 2
Source: RefSeq, a predicted model, not a curated record